Messenger RNA from Heterocephalus glaber (naked mole-rat), 995 nucleotides. The record is from RefSeq and is a predicted model, not a curated record. Lineage: Eukaryota; Metazoa; Chordata; Mammalia; Rodentia; Bathyergidae.
CCAAGGACCCAGAAGGAAAGUCCACCUUCCCAGCACAGCUGAGCCGUCCACCCUCUCGGCUACUUGUCAGGCUGACUACCAGCUCAAAGGGGGUUGUUGAAGGGGAGGAGCAUCCCAGGACCCUAGGUUAAGAGCUGCCCUAGAGUUGGUAGAACAGAAACAGAAAAGAGACCAGCAGCCAGAGUAAAGGUGGAGGGACCAGGACACGCUGCCACAAAUCCACAGAGAGGCCUGCACAAUCCAGAAACAAUGUCAACGGACGAUAUGAGUAAGCCUAGCAACCCCAAGACCCCUGAGCCCAAGCACUGUGAUCCCAGGUGUGAACAGAAGUGUGAGUCCAGCUGCCAGCCCAGCUAUUUAAAGAAGCUGCUGCGAGGCUGCUCUGAAAAGUGCUCACGCGAGAAGUGUCCUCCACCUCCAGAGUGCCCGCCGGCGUGCCCCCCCAAGCCCUGCUCCAAGCCUUGCCCUCCUAAGUGCACCCCUGCCUGCCCACCCCCAGAGUGAGGCACCAUGGUUGCCACCACCAUGCCGCCACCACGGCCCCGUACGACGCCUGCGGCUGGAACCCAAGCCCUGACCUGACGAGUAAAGGUGACUUCUGCUGCGCAUGGCCUCCCAGGGUCCUGGGGGGUUUGCUUUCCUCCGUCGUCGUCGUUUCAGAGCAUGGAAGCACCAAGAACCAAUCCCUAAGGAGCGAGUGGGACCAGAGUUCCAGACCUCCACUACCAAAGCCCUUCGAGUCCCCGCUGCCCUCUGUCCCUGUCUGCUUCUUAGAGGAAGCUGCCCGUCCUGCAGAGUGCAUCGCAGGAGCACAGGCCCCUGGGAGAACAGUGAACAUGGCGGCAGCUGGGAAAAUGCAGGAACCCCAGGGAGUGAAACGUAGAGGGCCUGAGAGGAAAAGCGGAGGCGGACUUUAGCAAACUCUUAGUACGGUAUCCUAAUGGCUAUGCAGAUGGCUCUGAGAACCCACCGUGUGGGUUUAAACUCUAGCUCUG